UGAGUUCUUCAUCCAUAACUUAUAUUUUUCUUCAUACAAUUAACUUCCUUUUUUUUGAGGGAAAAAUAUGAAAACAGGAGACAAGUUCGAGAGAUUUUCAAGUUGUAGAGGUGUAGCUUUCGAAAUAAAGCCUCGUAACGAUCCAUUUUCCGUCCCUAAACCACAAAAUAUUGAAGCUAAUUCCCAUAGUAGCAAAAGAUCUUGGCUUCCAUGGGAAACUUUUAGCACAAAAAUUGUUCCAUCUUCAUCAUUCAUGCAAAGAUCAAUGAGUCGCACUAGUAGCCACUUUUGCGAUUUAGACAUAGAUGAAGAUGAAGAUGAUGUUACUUUGGCUGAUAUUGAAAAAGGCUAUUAUGAAAAAGAGGGGUCACCUUUGCAAAUUCCUCAAGUGGGGUCAUCACCAUUGCCAUUUCUUCCUCCGAAAUCAUUGAGCAAAUGCGAAAAUCAAAAGUCUUCUAAGUCAAGAUUAUCGAUCAUCCUUCUUGAUCAAGGCUUGUUUACAGUAUACAAGCGAUUAUUUGUGCUAUCUUUAAUUCUAAAUAUCACUUUCUUAAUUCUUGCUAGUACGGGAAAUUUUCCGUAUGCAAGAAAAAAAGCUGUCCUGUUUUCAAUUGGCAACAUUUUCGCUUUGACACUCUGUCGAAGCGAAGCAUUUUUGAGAGUGGUAUUUUGGCUUGCGGUAAAUUGCUUAGGAUGGUCUUGGAUACCUAUACGAAUCAAAACAAUUGUUACGUCUUUACUUCAAUCACUCGGUGGGAUCCACAGCGGUUGUGCAAUUUCUUCAAUUGCAUGGCUCGUUUACGCCUUAAUCCUGACACUGAAAGAUAGAGAAAACACUUCCCCUGAAAUCAUUUGUGUUGCUUUCGCAAUUCUUUCACUUCUCUCCUUGUCCUCAUUUACUGCCUUUCCUCUCGUUCGCCAUCUCCAUCACAAUUUCUUCGAGAGGAUUCAUCGUUUUUUUGGAUGGAUAGCAUUAGCACUUCUUUGGAUUUUCAUAACCUUAACGAUUUCUUAUGAUCACGAAACCAAAUCUUACAAUACUAAAAUUGGUCCCAAAUUGAUAAAACAACAAGAAUUUUGGUUCACAUUGGCCAUUACCGUGCUAAUAAUUAUUCCAUGGAUAACUGUGAGAUGUGUUCCCGUUGAAAUAACAUCUCCUUCUGGACAUGCUUCGAUUAUAAAGUUCGAGGGAGGAAUAAAAGCGGGAAUUUUAGGACGGAUUAGCCCAUCGCCCUUCUCUGAAUGGCACGCGUUUGGUAUCAUUUCGGAUGGGAAGAAAGAGCACAUGAUGUUGGCAGGCGCGGUUGGUGAUUUCACGAAAUCUUUAGUGGUGAAUCCUCCUAGCCAUUUAUGGGUUCGACAAGUUCAUUUCGCGGGCUUGCCUUAUUUAGUAAACAUGUACAAUAGGGUCUUGGUGGUGGCAACAGGGUCCGGAAUUUGUGUUUUUUUGUCCUUUCUUUUACAACCUUGCUCAGCUAAUGUGUGCCUUCUAUGGGUGACUAAAGGGGUGGAACAAAAUUUCGGUAAGGAGAUAAAAGAGAUGAUAAGCGGGCAUCCGAAGGAGAAAGUUAUUAUACACGAUACAGCUUUGCUUGGUCGUCCAAACGUAUCAGAAAUGAGCGUUGAGGCAGCGCGAAAAUGGGGAGCUGAAGUUGUUAUUGUUACUAGCAAUCCAGAAGGGAGUAGAGAUGUGGUUAAUGCUUGCAAGAAGUCUGGAAUUCCUGCAUUUGGUCCUAUUUGGGAUUCUUGAGACUUGGAUUUCAGUUCCUUUUUAAGUCAUAAACUACUCCUUUUGUAUUUGUCUCCAUUCAGUUUACCUAACGUAACUAGAUUCAAACUGUGGAACGUCUUCGGGGAGGACGACCACUAUUGAAAAAACAGAAAUUUGCGACAGACAUAUUUGUAGGUAAACAGCAAACUUCGUUACUAAUCUUAUUUAGCCAAGGGUUAUCAAUGAAUUAUCUUGGGUUAAUUGUUUGAAUA
Lycium ferocissimum is the source of this 1983-nucleotide messenger RNA. RefSeq names its product adenylate-forming reductase 06235-like. NCBI's taxonomy places the organism in Eukaryota, Viridiplantae, Streptophyta, Magnoliopsida, Solanales, Solanaceae. The transcript has a single exon. The record is from RefSeq and is a predicted model, not a curated record. Bases 68 to 1750 code for a protein of 560 amino acids.